Messenger RNA from Cladophialophora immunda, 4049 nucleotides. RefSeq lists its product as uncharacterized. Bases 921 to 3479 code for a protein of 852 amino acids. The transcript has 3 exons. Lineage: Eukaryota; Fungi; Ascomycota; Eurotiomycetes; Chaetothyriales; Herpotrichiellaceae. The record is from RefSeq and is a predicted model, not a curated record. Gene Ontology annotation, biological process: regulation of cyclin-dependent protein serine/threonine kinase activity. Gene Ontology annotation, molecular function: protein kinase binding; cyclin-dependent protein serine/threonine kinase regulator activity. Gene Ontology annotation, cellular component: cyclin-dependent protein kinase holoenzyme complex; nucleus.
ACCGCCAGCGCCCCGGCAUGAGGUCCUCCUCUACCAAAGACAAGAUGAAGCAAUCCAUGGAUCGCAGCACUGGCUGCAUGUUAUACUUUGUUCACAUCUGAAUCCCCUGACCACACGUUCUCGUUACAAGACGCAGGUUAUCGCCAACCCGCCGCACUCGAAUUCCCCCAACACUGUAUAUUUAGGACCAUUUCAUAUUUGCCACGACCGCCGAAUACACAGAUAUCCAGAACCACGGGCUGAAUCUCGUCCGGAGCGUCCCUGGCUCUCACCACCGUUGACUCCCAUUGCGAUUCGAGUCUCGCAUUCACUCCCUCCAAUUCACCCUGACCUCUUAAUUGCCAACACAUUACCACCGUGUUCACGACUUCUACCUCUAGUCACCUCUCCCUCACUGCAAUCUCAACCAACCCUUGCCGACGGUUGUUUGGGUUGAAAGAGUCUUCUGACAACACGCUCUAGCACACCUCUCCCGCAACUCUCCACUCCUAUCAGUCAUAAAAGGAAAAAAUUGGUCAUUAGCCAUGAUUUCUUGGUCGGUGUCACAUAUCCAAGAAGAACCAUCUACACGCCGAAGCCCACCGCCAGAGUCACGCAUUGUUUUGGUAAAGCCACACCAAGAUCGGUUUGAGACAGACGAGCAUUUGUACCUCGAGACCUCCCUCGCUGAGUUGGCUCAUGCUUAACUCUCGAAGGCGCAUCGAUCUCGUGCUUGUCGUGAUCAAGCCAUCUUGCCAAACAAGACAGUCUUCCGUGCUCUGACUCGCGGUGGGUUUGCCACCCGCUCUUUUGGUUCUUCUAAUUGGUUAUUCUGUUGUCAAUCUGGAUUUUCGUAAUCGAACCCUAUUGCCACCAACUCGGGACCGCGAUCUCAAUUCUUCGCCAUCGGAGGAAACGCUGGUCCUUUCAGUCUCCAGAAGAUGGGCUUUAAGGAGGUUGCAGCCUUCUCCAAUUCCCAUCCCCCCCAAAACGUACAAGAUUCAGUCGAAAGAUGGCUCUCUCCAGUGUCGAGGGCAGAGCCAGGCCGCUUCUACAACUUCCGACAGUCCCAGGAACGCUGGGCCUUCAAUAGCUACAACGUCAACCCGGACCUCGAUCAAACUAGCAUUGCUUCCAUUGACGAUGAUGUCAGUGUGAGCGAUUCAGCCCACGAGUCGUACUCUUCCGAAUCAUCAUCUCAGACGUCCUGGACGUCAACGACCGAUCCUGGUGACAUCUUCCUCGACGAGGACGGUAGAGAGCCACUUCCGUCUCUCAAGAAGGUGCUCUCUCACACAGCACUUGAGCCGCAAGAGCAGCUAUUGAAGGGAAUACAGACCAAAGAUCAUGCCGCCUCCGGCAGCACCUGUCCCCUUGGAUAUGCCUAUCGUAGCCUCAAGGCGCGGGUCUCUACUCAUCUUCAGCAACCCAGCCAAACAUGUCUGCGACUGCGCGGUGGCGAAGCCAGCUCUGACCCGGAUGCACAACACUGGAAUGCUCGGAGAACUGCUUGUUCUUUCAGGAGACAAUGCCCGCCUAAGUUGAAGAGGGACACCGACGUCACAGAGCAGUUUGUGUCUCUACUCAUCGUCUUUGCAAAGAGACUUAUCACCGCCAUUUGGCCCCUCUCUGACCGGCCACCGAUGAUGUCGGACUGUUUCAACGGGGCCGGUGUAUUGCGCCUCGAUACCUUCAUCAAAGAAACACUCCGACGCUCCAAAACAAGCUACUCUACUUUACAAGUCGCGUUGUACUAUCUGAUACUACUAAAGUCCAGGAUGCCACAAGGGCCGUCCAAGACCAGCUGUAGAGGCGAACCGUUCGAGAGAUCUCAGUGCCGAGCCAUGCAGUGUGGACGUCGCAUGUUUUUGUCCGCUCUCAUGCUGGCUUCGAAAUAUUUGCAAGACCGCAAUUAUUCGGCCCGGGCCUGGAGCAAGAUAUCUGGCCUACGCAGCAGUGAAAUCAACGAGAACGAAAGAGAAUAUCUCGCACAAAUCAACUACGACCUCCAUGUUCCGAAAGAGGCUUUCGACAAUUGGAGCAAGAUUGUUUUAAUCUUGAGCAAGUUGUCGAGCGAGGGAUCCCCGUGCCGGCCAGACGCUUUCAACGCGAAUUUUGGUCCCCCUGGGGGUCAUUCAAACACUUCUUUGGCUGCCAUGAUCUCGCAAGUGGGUUUGGACGAGAACGUUGACGAUCAUGUGUUCUCAGAAGCUUGGUGGACAGCCCUGCUUCGGAAACUCGAGCCGAGCAUCGUCAAAGACACAGCGCAUGUGGAUGAGUUCUUGAGAGCUAAUCUACCAAACGAUAAGAUGGACGUCGUUGCAUCGCUCGCGCACCUAAGCAAGCAAGUGACCAGGCGACCAGAUAACGCAGGCGUAGGACCGGAUGCUGUUACCCAUGGCUAUGAUUUGAAUUUCAGCGAAGCCUUGAAGACACGCGCCUCCGAGUCAACCAAGGCUCAACCUAUCUCGACUUCUCAGACUCCUGUCCAGAUGAGUCCAGCCAAAGGUCUCGCGUUGCCGAGUCGUCCUCACCUUGGAAACCUUCCGACCCCGCAGACCACGCCUCGCAUUCCAGAUCAGUAUACGUGGGAGCGAAACUGUGGCCGGCCUUCCCUUCGCUGCUCAGCGUCGGUUGAUGCGCUGCGAAGCAUGCGGAGGCAAUGCCUCAUGAAUGCGAAUUUGGAACGCUGCCCCCCUCCUCGACCUCAAAGCCUUGUCUUACCGUCUGUGAAGUGCCUUUUGCGUCCUGCUGAGACAAUUCAGGAACUUCCCAGUAGGUCAACGACCCCAGUGGCUUCAUCACCGGCCUCGAUCUCUUCGGACUCGACGACUGUGACAUCCCGAUCUCGGUCAUCCUCAAUUUCGUCCAGCUCCUCCUGGUCGUCCUGGGCACCAAGCAUACCACCACUGCGGAGAAGCGUGUGGAGCGGCGUCAGCUCUCCUCUGUCUCGAGUGUGUUCACUCUCAGAUAGACAGUCCAAGCCCGUGUCGGUGGAUUGUCAGAUGACUGGGGCCCCCUCCCACCAAGGCUACUCUGAGGAAUCCCAAAGUCAACAGUCAAAUAACAUACCUACCAGUUCCGAAGUCGCUGCUAUCCAUGGAUUAAUGUCGUUGUCAGCGCUCACAGAAUCGCCCAGUCAGAGUGUCACUCCAACACCUCGACGGUUCGCUGGGAAAGUUGACAGUGCGGUGCAUCAGAGCCAUAAUCACCCCCGAGGGCAAAAGAGGACACUCUCCAAGAUCGAUUCCGAGCUCCAUGCUCAAGUGAGGAGUAUUCUGUCGCAGAGUCAGACACAGAUGGAAGUCGUCGAAGAUUCUCUACCACUUUACUCCUGCAUCACACCCACGCAAUUGCAGCAUCCUACCAAGCUUCUGACGGAGUCCCGGAGAGCAGUUUCCAAUGCCACUGGCACGAAACGUCAUUGCUCCAUGCAACACUCUUCUUCGACACCCGAUCUGUCACUGCGCUUCCUCACUGAAGGCAUUACAGCAUCUUGAAGUCUUGUGAUGAGGACUGCAGGCUUGUGCAAUCGCUUUGUGACAAACCUGUGUCCUGUAUGAUGGUCACCUUGGUCGUUCGUGGCUGCGGAGUCAUCUCGGUGGCACCUCGUUACUAUGGCUGCCUUUGCUGUCUUUAUCGUAUGUACGAUCGGAGACACAACGCCGCGCCAGAUGUGACUAUGCUUCCGAUGGAUGGUGCCAGGCGAUACCCAGCGUCCAGCGCCUAUGCAAUGCAGCUCACAACAGCUUCCGAACCAUUUACAAGACCCUGACACACACCAGCACCUGGCAUCCUAGCUCAUAGUAGGUCUGUCAACGGCAACUCUUACCAUCAUCCACGCCAUGUCAAAUGUACAAGGCCGAAAUCAGCCAAAGCAAAGGCACCAGAAAAACCUGUUCUAUCUCUAAAAAGGAGAGAACAACAACAUUACCCCCAAUCUUGGUAUCAAAAUCUACCGCCAGGACAAAUCAUGGAUCCAAGCGGUUGGAGGAAUUCUCGAAGAAUCAUGUCAGCGCUACCAUCGUCCAUUGUAUAGCUCAUGGAAUUGAACUUUUUUUUGUCUUUGA